Messenger RNA from Paraphaeosphaeria sporulosa, 684 nucleotides. RefSeq lists its product as uncharacterized. Lineage: Eukaryota; Fungi; Ascomycota; Dothideomycetes; Pleosporales; Didymosphaeriaceae. The transcript has a single exon. Bases 1 to 684 code for a protein of 227 amino acids. The record is from RefSeq and is a predicted model, not a curated record.
AUGGCCGAACUCCACCCCAUACCCUCCCUACUCGCCCUCUCCGAAGCCGUUCGAAACACGGGUACCGAACUCGAAUCCAUCGGCGGGAAGUUGCACACGCUGGCCGCAGCUCUGGAGAAAGAAGCGACCGUAGAUCCCCCCUCUCUGACCCCCUCUUUGACCUCGCCGUCUUCCACCCCAGUCCAACACGCUGACAGACAGGUGGACGCACAGGGCCUCGCUACCGAGCGCACCUCCCUGCAGUCCCAACUCGCCGCUGCGCAGGCCGCUCUCGCCGCCGCAGAGCAGAAGGCGAAAUCCGCAGCUGCGCCGUGGGGUGUCGAUGUCUGCGUCGGGAUCCGCGCCAGCUCCUCGGACAGUAGCACCGUCUUCCGAAAGAUGGGAUGCUGCACUGGCUGCGGCGAUGCUGUGCCACCCUCCCCUUCCGUCGGCAGAGUCAGCGGAGGGAGUGCAGUGGGAAGCUUAACACCAGCGGGCGAGGCGAGGAGUCAGCUGAGCAAGGCGCUGUCAGAGGUUGCGGAGAGGGCGGAGAAGGCGGCGAGCCAGGUAAGGAGUGCGGCUGCAAGCGGAGGGGCGGGUGGUGGGAGCAAGGCAGUGAGCGUGGUUAGUAGGAAGAGCGGUGGUAGCGGUGUGGGUGCGGGCGGUGGUUCGAGAGCGACUUCGUCGCAUGCAAGUCAGAAGUGA